Messenger RNA from Macadamia integrifolia, 1575 nucleotides. RefSeq names its product plastid lipid-associated protein 3, chloroplastic. NCBI's taxonomy places the organism in Eukaryota, Viridiplantae, Streptophyta, Magnoliopsida, Proteales, Proteaceae. The record is from RefSeq and is a predicted model, not a curated record. The coding region runs from base 46 to 1200 and encodes 384 amino acids. The transcript has 4 exons.
UAUCAAAAUAAUCUCUCUUCACACUACACAGGCCGCGGAGACAAAAUGGCUCUGCUUCUAACCUCACCACCCUCACUCUCCUUCCCAAGAUCUAAACUCCCUCGCCUCUUCUCAUUUCGAUCCUUAAACCCUUCUCUCUCCUUGUACCAUCACUCUACAAACUCUAAAUUCUCAUCUUUUCGCAUCUACUCUUCUUACUCCCGCGAUGACGGCGAACCAGAUUCGUACUCUGCUCGAACUCCGAUCAAUAAACCGGAGCAAGAAGAAGAUUCCGAUGAAAAAUCCGCCGCUAAAUCUUCCGAAGAUGCUGUAGAGGGCGAUGGAUUGCCAAUUGCUAUUACUGAUGAAUGGGGAGAGAAAGCUGAAGCUGAAGCCGAACCAGAGGCUUCGUACACAAAGUUCUCGGAUGCUGAUCCUCCGAGAAAUUAUGAAGACGAAUGGGAAGAAGAGGGGCCUAAGGAUGAUAUGUUUGGAAAUGGAAGUCUGAGUAGUGAUCCGGUGUAUGAUAAGCUUGGUGACUUGAAAAAGGCUUUGGUUGAUACGGUUUAUGGAACUGAACUUGGGUUUCGAGCAUCAGCUGAAGUUAGGGCUGAGGUGCUGGAGUUGGUGAAUGAGCUAGAAGCUUCGAAUCCGACUUUGGCUCCUGUGGACGCACCGUCUACGCUUGGCGGAAACUGGGUUUUACUGUACACAGCAUUUUCUGAGCUGUUACCUCUUCUAGCAGCUGGGGCAACUCCAUUGUUGAAGGUUAAAAGGAUAUACCAGAAGAUUGACACUCAAAAUCUCACCAUAGACAACUCUGUCACACUCUCCAGCCCUUUUGCCACUUUCUCCUUCAGCGCAGGUGCUACUUUUGAGGUUCGAAGUCCUUCAAGGAUACAGGUCCAAUUCAACGAAGGAACUUUUCAGCCUCCGGAGGUAAAGCCUAGUAUUGAUCUUCCUGGUGAUGUAGAGGUUUUUGGGCAGAAAAUAAAUUUGGCACCUCUACAGCAGUCUCUCAGUCCACUACAAGAAGCUGUGGCAAGUAUUUCAAGUGCAAUCUCAGGCCAGCCACCUCUCAAGGUUCCAAUUCCUGGGGACAGGUCCAGGUCCUGGCUUCUGACUACUUACCUUGAUGAUGAUCUUCGGAUCUCAAGAGGUGAUGGCGGCUUGUUUGUGCUUGCCAAAGAAGGAAGUCCUCUUCUUGAUCAGUUUCAAUGAUACCUCAAGAUCUCUGCCUCUCCGGUCCGGACCAUGGUUUUGAAAAAUGGAUUGGAUUAGUCAGGAUCGCCUGGACCGGAUUGGUAUCAGCCGACAUCAAUCAUCAAUCCAAUCCUCAAUCCUCAAUCCUCAAUCCUCAACAAUCAAAACUGAUCAAUGGUAAGGUAUAAGGGUAAAAUGUUUCAAAAUACUAAUAUUUUGUUUAAUUUAAACGAGGGGUAAAUCCAUCCGAUGAACACAUAUUGGAUUGGUAUUGGCCGAGACAGAUCCCGGGUUUUAAAAUAUUGUUCCAAAAACAGCUCUUUUCCAUCUCUGAAACAGGAAUUUAUACAUGGGUUUGUUAAAAAAUAAAAGAUAAAAAAAAAAUAUUAAUGA